GACCACCUGUUGUCCGGAGACAACACCUCACUAAAUACCCUUGACCAGUGGUCAGCGCGUGAGCGAUGGACGCUUUCCCUUUCUUUGUAUGUUUGGUGCUUUUAUCCACAGUUUCUUCAUCUUUCGUGAAUAUGGCCUUGAAUAAACCAGCCUUUCAGAGCGCGCAUGAUGGUGUCAUCGACCCAAAGUUUGGAACCUGCAAUGAAAGCUUUGCCAAUGACGGAACAAGAUAUACCCCCGGCGCUUUAUUGAAGUGUGCAUGUAUAGCAAAUGCAAGCAACACCUUCCCAAUAUGGCAGGUGGAUCUAACAGAAGAUUCCAUAGUUACUCAAAUCACCAUAGACAUUCUGACAAAUGUUUUUCUGGAAGGCACAAAAGUGUAUGUAUCUAACUCAGCUGCUGGCUACGAACAGGGCAGGCUGUGCUUCCAUCAGCAGACUGACCAGAACAAGAAAAGGACCGUCACUUUCGACUGUCUCACUAGAGGGCGCUACGUCACUUUCGAAGACCAGGUUUCGCACUUGCCCGGAAAGAAAGGCAUAAUAGCGAUUAUUUUGUGUGAACUAGAGGUUUAUGGAUGUGGCAAUGGAACAUGGGGAGAUAACUGUGAUCAACGCUGUCCCGACUACUGCAAAGACGGAAUGUGCUUCCCCGAGAAUGGCACCUGUUGGUCUGGCUGUGAGGAAUUGGGCAAAACGUCAGAAUUAUGUAAUGAAACUUGUACGAAUGAAACGUUUGGACAGGAUUGUCAGGGAGUUUGCCAUUGCGAGAUUGGUACUUGUGACGUCGUUACCGGAGAGUGCCCUUUCGGCGCGUGCAGUGCGGGCUGGACCGGCAGCAACUGUAGCGUUGUUUGUCCGGCGGGAACCUUUGGACCUUUGUGUACCCAAAGUUGUCGAUGUGCUAACGGUACCUGUGACCCGGCCAAUGGGACUUGUCCAGGAAACCUCUGUGGACGGGGACGCGUGGGACCUACGUGCAGUGAAGAUUGUCUUAGCGGAACUUUCGGAUUUGGAUGUAGCCAAAUUUGCCCCCAUUGUGUACAGGAAAGUUGUGAAGCAGAAUUUGGUGUCUGCUCAUUGGGGAGGUGUAAGAUCGGAUGGGCCACACAGUUCUGUAAUGAGAGUUGUGCGGUCGAUACUUUCGGACUGGAUUGUUCUGCAUCCUGUAACUGUAGGAACGGGACCUGCGAUCCUAUCACUGGUACCUGCCAGGAUGAUCUCUGUCGGGACGGCUGGUUAGGGCCUACCUGUGGUCAAGCUUGUGAUCCCGGAAAGUAUGGGACAGACUGUUUGAACACUUGUGUUUGUACCAACAGUACAUGUGAUCCAGUCAAUGGAACGUGCUUGUGUCCAGAAGGACGAACAGGACCGACAUGUGAUGAUGACUGCUCCAAAGGAACCUACGGGGUUGACUGUGAGGAGACAUGUUACUGUCAGGGCCGGGACUGUGAUCCUUACAGUGGACUUUGUUACUCGGACGGCCCAUGUGAAGUUGGGUGGAAGGGACUGACUUGUAGUGAACCUUGCGGUGAUGACCGUUUUGGUUUAAAUUGCACCCAGGAGUGUUACUGUUUAAACGGCACGUGUGACCACGUGAACGGCACGUGCCCAGUGAGUGCCGAGUGUCGAGAUGGCUGGACUGGACUUAACUGUAACCAAGUAUGUCCAAAUGGAACAUUUGGUAGUAAUUGCAGUGAGACAUGCUUUAACUGUCUCAACGGAAGUUGUGACCCGUACACCGGAAGUUGUAUUUCCGGGGUAUGUCAGGCCGGAUGGCAAACAGAACUCUGCAAUAAACCCUGUGACAAUGGUACAUUUGGAAACAACUGUAGCGAGAGAUGCUACUGUGAAUCCAACGUCUGUGAUCCUGUCAAUGGAACGUGUGACAGUGGGAUUUGUCAGAGUGGUUGGCAGGGUGCAACCUGUAGCGAAGCCUGUCCGUCCGGUAAAUAUGGACCUAAUUGUCAGAUGGACUGUUUCUGCCGUAGUUUCACGUGUGACAGAAUUAACGGGACGUGUCCUGCCGGAACUUGUCAGGACGGUUAUCGAGGUGUCUCCUGUAAUGAGGUCUGCGAUAAUGGUACUUUCGGUGAGAACUGUUCGAGCAACUGUUAUUGUGCCGUUGGGUUCUGUGAGCCUACCAACGGUAGCUGUCCUACUGUAAACUGCCAGAUCGGCUGGCAGGGGCAGACUUGUAGUCAAGUUUGUGACAGUGGAAAAUUCGGAGAAAAAUGCACAGGUAUUUGUAAAUGCGAGACUGGCACGUGCAACCCGGUUAACGGCACUUGUAGGGAUAAUCGGUGUGAGGUCGGUUGGAAGGGCAGCACGUGUAGUGAAGUAUGCCCCACCAUGAUGUUUGGUUUCAACUGCACGGAGCAGUGCGUUAACUGUCUAAAAGGGACAUGUGACCCCAAGUCUGGUGUAUGUACACAAGGACAGUGUCAGGCCGGCUGGCACACGGACAGAUGUAACCAAUCUUGUGGGUUUGGAACUUUCGGAAUCAACUGUCAAUAUUCCUGCAACUGUGACACGGGAACCUGUGACAGAAUUAACGGCAAAUGUCCCGGAAAUAUAUGUAAACCUGGAUGGACGGGACCGACAUGUAGUUCAGCUUGUCCCAGUGGAACAUUUGGAUAUAACUGUUCCAGAGCGUGUUUGUGUGUAAACGGAGCUUGUGAUACUGCUAACGACUCGUGUAUCUGUCAACCAGGAUGGCAAGGACAGUUGUGUGACACAGCUUGCGGCUUCGGCUCCUGGGGAAACAAAUGCUUGUCUAAUUGUUACUGUGCAACUGGAACGUGCGACCAUGUGACUGGUGUUUGUCCCGGAGGUCGGUGCCGUCGUGGAUGGAACGGGACUGCGUGUGAUCAAGGCUGUACGCCAGGAACCUUUGGUCAAAACUGUGAGGAGCGCUGCUAUUGUAAGGGAGGAGCUUGUGAUGCUGUGUACGGAAUUUGUCCAACUAAUGCUUGUUUGCCCGGAUGGAAAGGCAUCUCCUGUAAUGAGCCUUGCUUGAGCGGCACAUUUGGUGAAAACUGCAUCCAGAGAUGUUACUGUAACCAAUCCAGUUGUAAUAUCAUCAAGGGAACCUGUCCCGGGGACGUGUGUCAAGUAGGAUACACCGGAAAUACAUGUAGUAGCUUGUGCUCGUCCGGAUACUUUGGAGCAAACUGUAGCAGUGAGUGUCACUGUGAGACCGGAACCUGUGACCCUAUUACCGGGUUAUGUCCGGGAAACAAGUGUCAACCCGGCUGGAGUCUCCCUACAUGUAGCGAACCCUGUCCUAACGGAACCUACGGUGAAAAGUGUAACGGGAAGUGUCACUGUCUGUUUAAUACCUGUAACCCUAUAUCGGGCAUUUGUCCUGGGAUGUGUGAGGAUGGAUGGGCCUCGCGUAAAUGCAACCAACCGUGUCAGCCAGGGAAGUUUGGUUUUGAAUGUGCCAUAACUUGCCACUGUGCCACUGGUACCUGUGACCACGUGACUGGGAAGUGUUUGAGUGGAGGCUGUCUGCCAGGCUGGGAAACAGACACAUGCAGCAAAGUUUGUGACUCGGGUUUUUUCGGUGAAAACUGUGCCAGUGAAUGUGGCGAGUGUUCCGGAAGUACCAACUGUCACCACGUGAAUGGGACAUGUCCUGCUGACCUGUGUGAAUCUGGUUGGUCUGGAACACAGUGUCAGACGGCUUUGGCUGCGAGUGCAGGCGUGAAUGUGGCCGGUAUCAUCGGCGCUGCUGUUGGACUGUUGGUGUUGAUGAUUGUUGUACUACUAGUUGUACUGUUCGUAGCGCACAGAAGAGGACGAAAUUCAGACCGGGAGAGAAUGAUGAACUCCAUCGCAAAUCUUUACGGUGAUAAUAGAAGCCAAUCGAGGAACAUCUAUUAUCGUGGAGAAAGUAUGGAUAGCAAUGCACCGUGCUCUAAGACAUACCAUGUGAACAGUUUGACGCGCAACUCGUUCGAUAAUGAACUUUUCGUAGACAGCUGUAAUGACGCCGUUCCUCGGGAGUUUCGUUCCCUUAACAACUCCAAUGAAAUGUACGACUGGAGUAGCAACGCUAGUGUGAACGAGUACAAUGACUCCACUUCCGGUCCCAUUAAAUACGAUACCAAAAUGAAAUUACAAGGAUUCGAAGAUGCAGUUGCUACUAAGAAACAACGUGGGCGUCUUCGAGACGAAUAUAAGCAUCUACCGACCGGUCAGCUGUUCGUUUGUGAAGUUGCAGAACGACCAGAAAAUAGGCCGAAGAACAGAUACAAAACAACACUUCCAUACGAUCAGUCCAGGGUAAUCCUGAGGAACCGACCAGAUCAGACGGACUACAUCAAUGCCAGCUUUGUACAGAGUGUCGGAGGAGACGAACGGUACAUAGCGACGCAGGGUCCUAAAGAUAAUACAGUCUGGGAUUUCUGGGCCAUGACGUGGGAACAACACUCCAAUAAAAUUGUCAUGUUGACUGAUCUACGGGAAAAAGGGAAGGACAAAUGUUGUCGGUACUGGCCGAAACUUGGACAAGCCUUGACCAAUAAGGAGCUGACCAUCACAACUGUGGAGGAGAAGUGUGAACUCUACAUCACAACGACAGUGAUUAAUAUCAAAGAAGAGAAGACAAAAGAGAAAAGGACUAUCCACAUGUUCCACUUCCUGGCCUGGUCGGACCAUGGCACGCCAAAUCCAUUCAGAUUGGCCCUUUUCCAGCGUCAAGUGGACAAAGGUACUGGUCAACUGUCCGGACCGGUCAUUGUCCAUUGCAGCGCUGGAAUCGGCCGUACAGGAACAUUUAUAGCAUUAGAUUCUCUACUAAAACAUGGAAGGCACCAUGGUGUGAUUGAUGUGUACGGAUAUGUUGUCAAAAUGAGGUCAUGUCGUAUGGGAAUGGUACAAACACAGGACCAAUACGUCGCUCUGUAUGAUUCGUUGGUAGCAGCAAUCAUGUACCCAGAUACAUCCGUCCCACGGAGCCUCGUUCCAGACGUAUCCGAAAAUACAUUGCGACUUAAACAGGAAUUUGAGGUUUUGCGUAAAAAUCGCCCCCAAUAUGAAAGUACGGAGUAUGCGUCGGCAUUAUCUGUCCAAAAUGUCUGCAAGAAUAGAAGUAUGAAAAGUUUACCAAGUGAUAAAUACCGGGCACCCCUGCUUUCCAAUGACACCGGAAAUAGUGACUACAUCAAUGCAGUUCUUCUUCCGACUUGUUUGGACAUGGAAGGAUAUUUGGCGACACAAAUCCCUUUGCGGCACACACUGGUGGACUUUUGGAGCAUGGUACAUGACUACAACUCAAGGACAAUCAUCAUCCUUGAUAAAGUUGAAGAUAACGUGGACAUUGUGCCCCUUGGAGAGCCGUUAAGUAUUGGGCCAUUCAUUCUCGAGUCACAAGGACUCCGUCCCUCUGACAGCGGCAUCACGGAGAUGACUGUAUCACUUCAAAAGCAGGGAGAAAGAGAGCGAAAGGUCAAAGUGUAUUUGUCAUUUGGUACCGAUGACAAAAAAGGCGUCACCUCAACACAAAAGCUGAUAAGAGUAGCAGAACUGGCAAGAGAGGACGAAGAUGAUAGUCCCACCACUGUCGUCUGCAAGGAUGGACAAACCAAAUGUGUACCAUUCUGUGUAAUAGCGUCCCUGAUACAGAAAGUAGCACUGGACGAUCUGGUGGACGUGUUUGAUAUAGUGAGGGAGAUUCUAAUUCGAAAACCGGGCGCAAUUCAGUCCUUUGAGCAGUAUCAGUUCUGCUACAAGGUUUUGAGCCAGUAUGUACAAACGAAUAAGAAAUCCACUGCCUGAAGGAGCUUUAAAGUAUAAUGUAAAUCAUCACAUUUUCUUCAAUAUUGUUUUAAAGUUGUUUUUCGAGUGAUAUGUUUACGAAAUGAAUUUCAGAAAAAAACGAAGCUCGGGAUAUAUUUGUUUAUUGUUUACCCCGAGAAGACAUAUUUGUUUGCGGCAGUUCCUGUUGUGAGUCAUCAUUCGUUGUCAACCGAUAUGUUAUAUUUUUGGGGUUAUUUAACUUUUUGUCAUGAUCAUAUGUCUGUGUGUGGUUUUAUAAAUGUUCUUUUUAACAGAAUUACACUUCAGUUUUAAUUGAGUAUGAAUCUACAUCAAUUAAAUAUUGAACAAUAGAGAUAGUUUUAAAGAUACUAACUUACACACAACAUUUAUGUUACUGUCGUUUUGUUUCACCUUUAUUGUGCAUAUAAUUAUUUCUGUAUUUCAUGUAAACAUUAUUCUGUUGUCCUGACAUAAGUCUACACCUACUUUAAAAGUAUGUGUGGGCCCCUGGGCUUAUAACAAGAUAACGUCGGUACCAUAUAUGGUCAUAUACAUAUUUUUUAAUGUACAACACACUAAUUCUUGUUGAUACAUUUGUAUAUAUACAUAUUUUUUUUUAUUUUGAAUGAUUUUUUUGUUGAUGAAAAAUUAAUAAAAGAUUUGAUUUUUAAACAUGUAUUUCAUAUGGGAUUUAUAUAUCGUGUAUGGAUAUUCUACGAUAUGCUUUCCAAGAGCAACUCUUCAAUUUACGAAUAAAAAAUGUCAUCAUAUUAAUCAUGAAAUCAGGUUUCAUCAGUCAUUGGGAUUAUCAAAAAUAAAACUUGUUUUGCAUGUUUGUAUCAAACUUUUAAAAUGCAUAAUUAUGUAAAUUUGAUUAUAAUAAUAAUAUAUGUAAUCAACAUAUCUUUCAUAAUAGAUUGUUCAUAAUUUCAUUUAUCUAUUGGAACAUCAAUAUAUAUCGAAGGCUAUCUCAUGGUAUGGUUCUUGGAGCAUUAAAAACACAAAUACAGUGACAUUUUCCAGAAAGAUUGUAUUUCAUAUUUGUAAAUACAGCAACACACCUGUAUUAUGAAUUCAUUUUUCAUUCUCUGCAUAUCAAAUAUAUACUGGUUGCGUUUAUAUUGCCUCCAUAAACAAUCAAUUGUGCUGCGUUCAUGAAUGUAGUCAUGUUAGUAACUUAUAAUGUAAGUAAUCAAAAAUAAAAUGAUGUAGUUAUA
This is a messenger RNA of Pecten maximus, 6982 nucleotides long. Its product is annotated as multiple epidermal growth factor-like domains protein 6. Gene Ontology annotation, molecular function: scavenger receptor activity; protein tyrosine phosphatase activity. NCBI's taxonomy places the organism in Eukaryota, Metazoa, Mollusca, Bivalvia, Pectinida, Pectinidae. Gene Ontology annotation, biological process: protein dephosphorylation. The record is from RefSeq and is a predicted model, not a curated record. The transcript has 44 exons. The coding region runs from base 66 to 5783 and encodes 1905 amino acids.